AUGAACUAAUCUAGGUAUGCCUCACUAAGAAACAAUAACUAGCGCUAACCAAUUUAAAUUGAAGUUAUUCCAAAUAAACUAUAUUGGAUUAGCUCGUUAAUUGUAAACAAGAGAGAUGAUAAUUCUUAUUCUAUAUGCACUGAUUAUGAUUACGUAUACUCUCCUUUCUUUAAAGACUUUGGUCCGAUUCACCUUGGCCUAAUCCAUAAAUAUAUAAUCACUCUUGAUAAGCUUCUUUCUGAUCCAAAUCUGAAUAAUCUAAAGAUCAUUCAUAACACAACUCUUGAUUUAACUAAAAAAACUUCUUCUGCCUUCCUCAUGGGCUGCUACAUGGUAAUAAAAUUAAAUAUGUCACCAGAAGAUGCAUGGUAUAAGUUUUAAAGCGCUGGUUAAUUUCGCCCUUACAGAGAUCCUGCAAACAAUACAUGCUAUGAAUAAAGAUUAAUUGAUUGCUGGAAAGGUUUAAAGAAAGCCAAUUCUCUUGGAUGGUAUAAUCCAGAUACUUUUGAUGUUAAAUAUUAUAAUCAUCAUAGCAAACCUGAAAAUGGAAAUUUUAAUAUCAUAGCUCCUUCCAAAUUUGUUGCUUUUAAUGGACCUUAUUUUACUAGAAUAGAUUUAAGAGGAUAUAGACGCAACGUUGUUGAAGAUUAUAUAGAACCAUUUAGAUCUCUUGGAGUUACAACUAUUGUGAGACUUAAUUCUAAGGAUUAUGAUGAAAAAAAAUUCAUAAGUAAAGGAUUUAGGCAUCUAGAUUAUUUUUUCCCUGAUGGAACUGCCCCUAGAAAAGAUUUAAUUCAAAAAUUCUUAAAUUAAAUUGAGAGUAUUGACGGAGUUAUUGCAGUUCAUUGCCAUGCUGGGCUAGGCAGAACAGCAACAAUGAUUGGAGCAUAUGUUAUUAAGCAUCAUAAAUUUACAGCAGAUGAAUUUAUAGCUUGGGUUAGAAUUUGCCGUCCUGGUAGCGUACAUGGGCCUUAGUAGCUAUUAUUAAAGGAAAUAGAGCUAGAUCUACUAAACGAAAGAACUCUUACAGGAGGAAAUUCUUAUAAUGUAGCACCAAAAAAUAUAUAUACAUCGAAAAAUUAAAAUUAAAUUAGAAGUAACUCUCUUACUAAUGUUGGAGUAUAAAAUUAAUAAAAAAAAACAUCUCCUUUGCAAUAGAGUAGAAAUUUAUCUUUACCUUAAGGGUAAUCUUAAACUCCAAGCUCUUUAAAUAAUGAAAAUAUAACAUUUUCAGAUUAAAUAAUAUAAGAAUCAUCUAAUUAAUCUUAAAAAGAAAACCAAGAAAAAUAAGAAAAUAAAAAUGAUAUUUUCUUUACACCUUAAAAAACUUAAAAAUCUUUAGCCAGCACAAAUAAUGUUUUUAACAAGACAUCUUAUAAUUUUGUAUCAUAAAAAUAAUCAUAAGCGUUUAAUCUCCCACAAAUAAAUUCUCAUAGACAAGAUCCUUUCAACAAGUCUCUGCUAACAAACAACAGUAUUAAAAAUAGAAAUACAAUGUAUAAAAUAAAUAAUCCUUAAUCAAAAGUUAAAGAAAAUAACUUUUUUUCAAAUAAAUAAUCAAAUUAGUCUCCAAUUUAAAAAGUGAUCAACCAAACAAAUGCUGUUUGA
Messenger RNA from Tetrahymena thermophila SB210, 1608 nucleotides. RefSeq names its product tyrosine phosphatase. The transcript has 9 exons. The record is from RefSeq and is a predicted model, not a curated record. Gene Ontology annotation, biological process: protein dephosphorylation; positive regulation of cytokinesis; regulation of exit from mitosis. NCBI's taxonomy places the organism in Eukaryota, Ciliophora, Oligohymenophorea, Hymenostomatida, Tetrahymenidae. Gene Ontology annotation, molecular function: protein tyrosine/serine/threonine phosphatase activity.